This is a messenger RNA of Hibiscus syriacus, 625 nucleotides long. Its product is annotated as histidine-containing phosphotransfer protein 1-like. Gene Ontology annotation, molecular function: protein histidine kinase binding; histidine phosphotransfer kinase activity. The record is from RefSeq and is a predicted model, not a curated record. Gene Ontology annotation, cellular component: cytoplasm; nucleus. Bases 147 to 611 code for a protein of 154 amino acids. Lineage: Eukaryota; Viridiplantae; Streptophyta; Magnoliopsida; Malvales; Malvaceae. The transcript is spliced from 6 exons. Gene Ontology annotation, biological process: phosphorelay signal transduction system; phosphorylation; cytokinin-activated signaling pathway.
UGUGCUAUAAUUCAAUUCCAUAAAGUUGUAAAAUUUAGUCCACAAGCUUCCAUCUUUGUCAUUGUUGGGUCAUACACUCAUAUUCGCAGUUUCUUUCAGUAAGAAAGUCUGUUUUGUUUUGGGACACAAGACAAAGGCGAAGAGAAAUGGAGGUGGUUCAGAUUCAGAGAAAUUUGGUGGACUACACAAAGUCCUUGUUUAUGGAGGGUUUCUUGGAUGGUCAGUUCUUACAGCUGCAACAGCUUCAAGAUGAGAGCAACCCAGAUUUUGUUGCUGAAGUUGUCUCCCUUUUCUUUGAUGAUUCCCAGAAACUUCUCAAUGAACUCACCAUUGCUUUAGAUCAGCCAAUUGUGGACUUUAAAAAAGUUGAUGCACAUGUUCAUCAAUUGAAAGGUAGCAGUUCCAGCAUCGGUGCACAGAAGGUUAAAAAUGCUUGCAUUGCUUUCCGCAACUUCUGCGAGGUGCAGAACAUCGAAGGGUGCCUAACAUGUCUGCAACAAGUGAAGCUAGAGUAUUACCUUGCGAAGAACAAGUUCGAAACUUUGUUCAGGUUAGAGCAACAGAUUGUGGCGUCUGGUGGGUCGAUUCCGAUGAUUGAAAUGGGAUUCUGAAGACCAUCCAAUAU